Aureobasidium vineae is the source of this 540-nucleotide messenger RNA. Lineage: Eukaryota; Fungi; Ascomycota; Dothideomycetes; Dothideales; Saccotheciaceae. The record is from the annotation of a GenBank genome assembly.
AUGGCGCCAAUGUCAUGCGAUCAGCGGGAACAGGAUGCGGCUGCCUUGAUUCUCCUCCAAAUGGCAGACCCGAAUUGGGACUCGCCCGGCUCUGAGGAACUCGAGCAGGAGAAGGAAAUCGAGGACGAAGAAGCUGAGCAGAAAGCUCAAGACGUCGCACUCGAAACAGUGGUCAAGCCCAAAGCCCUUGCCUUCAACACUCCUGCCUUCGUCGCCGGCUCCACCAGUGCUUCGCAGUCCAGCUCAGCCCCUAGCACGCCUUCUUCUACAUCGUCCUUCUCGGUCAAAGGCGCCUCCUUUGCAGAAAUCGACGCACACCAACAGACAAUCCAGCAGAUUCGCGCCGCAUUGACACCCAAACAACGAUCAGCUCUCAACCUCAAGGAGUACUCUCACUACGACCUCGCCGGCAACAAGAUCGGCACCCUGUGGCAGACUAGAGCUGAACAACGUACAUUCCGUCAGGCCCAGAGAAGAAGAGGUGCAAAGACUGUUCGUGCUGGUACUACCAACGGAAUGAAGCUCAACAGACGUUGUUAA